AUGGAGAGGAAAAAACGCAAGGGCAGAACUCCAGAAGGUGUAUGUAAUGGUCGAGUGUCAGAGCUAAUCAGUCAAAAUAAGAAGACGGACCCACUACCACAUCGUCCAGAAACUUUGGACCGAGCUGCUAGAGCACACAGGCGUGAAAUCAUUUCAACCAAAAGGCAAAAUCCCGUUUCAGCGAACCAUCCAGUUGUUGCAACAGAGGAAAAUAGUCUAACUAUCGCCUCUGACGGGAUUGAUACAACAAACAGUUCUGUUGUAACAUCUUUGAGAGAUUUAAAUGGUCCUCUUCACAGUUCUCAAACAUGCCAAAAUCUACCCAAUGUUCAAGCGCCAAUAAUACCAAGUAGAAGCCAAACAAAGGAGACCAUGACAGAGAAUCAGUGUUUAUUACUGGGGCCCGAAGAAGAAGAUUCAUUGGAUGAAUUAUGGGACUGUUCAAGUAAUGAAGAACAUGACGAAGAAACUGACUCGGACACAUGUGAAGACGCUACUAUUUUGCAGAAGAUCCAGCGUCAAGCAAACAUUAAUAAGGUUGUAGAAUCCAUUACAAAGCAUUUUCGUGGGAACAAUAAAAAAAACAACACAACGGCAAAUUCCAGUGCUUUGGAGAAAUCACUUCCUUUGCCACAUCAAGAAGAAGCUUACAAAGAUGAUGGAGAUCUGACACACGAAUGUCCUAUCUGUGGAGCUCUAUUUUGGUACAAUGAGCGAAUUAGUAAGGGGAGAAAAACCAAAACUCCUAUUUUCACAAUGUGCUGUAUGAGAGGAAAGGUUAAGCUCCCUGUAUUAAAGGAACCACCGGCCUUGCUUAAGAAGCUUCUUACAAGUGAUGAUGCUAUCAGCAAGCACUAUCGGGAUAAUAUAAGACCAAUCAAUAUGAUGUUUUCUUUUACAUCACUCGGGGGGAAGAUUGAUAACUCUAUUAACUCAGGGCGAGGCCCUAAGAUUUUCAAGCUUCAUGGGGAGAAUUAUCACUUAAUUGGUAGUAUGAAGCCAAAUCGAAACGAGAAAGCCAAGUUUUCGCAGUUGUAUAUUCAUGAUACACAAAAUGAGGUUGAGAACCGUUUAUCUGCUCUAAGUGGGAACUCUGGGAAAGCAAAAAUCCGUCCAGAUUUGGUUGAAUCUAUAAUGGAAAUGUUAAGGGAAUGUAAUGUGCACGUCAAGUCAUUUCGCAAUAGUAUGGAUAGAUUUAAUGAUGAAGAAGAAACUCGAGACGUUUCUUUGGUCCUAAUCCACACCCGUGUUCAAGAUGGAAGAGUUUACAACCUGCCCACUUCUUCUGAAGUUGCCGCAUUAGUUGUUGGCGAUUUUCAAGAAAAUAUGGACAAGCGUGAUAUCAUCUUACAAAAAACUUCGGGGAAGCUUAAAAGGAUUAGUGAAUUGCAUCCAUGCUAUUUGCCCCUACAGUAUCCACUUAUUUUCCCGUAUGGUGAAGAUGGUUUUCGUUUAGGUAUUAAACAUGGUUUCACAGGACCCUUCAAAAACAAGAAGCCUAAUAUCAGUAUGAGGGAGUAUUUUGCCUAUCUUAUUCAGGUUCGAAAAGUUGGGUCUCAGGUUCUUCAUCUUUCAAGACGUCUUCUUCAGCAAUUUCUGGUUGAUGCAUAUACAAUGAUCGAAUCCCAUCGUCUUCGGUUUAUAAGGAAAAAUCAGUCAAACCUUAGAACUUUGAAGUUUAGUAAGUUUGUUGAGGCUGCAAAUCAGGGAAAUUCGAGUGUGUCUAUUGAAGGAAAUCGAAUAAUUAUACCAUCGUCUUUCACAGGAGGGCCUCGCUAUAUGCAUCAAAUGUAUCUAGAUGCAAUGACUAUCUGCAAAUACCAUGGAUUUCCGGAUCUAUUCAUUACUUUUACAUGUAAUCCUAAAUGGGCAGAGUUGAAAAGGUAUUUUGAUCAAUACAAUCUUCGAUCUGAGGAUAGACCUGAGCUGUGUUGUAGACUAUUCAAAGUUAAGCUGGAUAGUUUAAUGGAUGAUCUAACUAAGAAGCAUUGGCUUGGGAAAACAGUGUCAGCAAUUUAUACUGUUGAAUUUCAGAAACGAGGUCUUCCCCAUGCUCAUAUAUUGGUAUUUAUGGAUUCACAGCACAAGCUACCACAAGCAGAUGAUAUUGAUAGGAUGAUAUAA
This is a messenger RNA of Brassica napus (rape), 2124 nucleotides long. RefSeq lists its product as uncharacterized. The transcript has 7 exons. The record is from RefSeq and is a predicted model, not a curated record. NCBI's taxonomy places the organism in Eukaryota, Viridiplantae, Streptophyta, Magnoliopsida, Brassicales, Brassicaceae. The coding region runs from base 1 to 2124 and encodes 707 amino acids.